AUGAUUAAUAAUAAUAAUAAUAAUCCAUCGAUUUUUUUCAAUAUAUCUAUUCAUGCACCAUUUGAAACAUUAAAUCGAAUAUUAUUUUCACUUUUUAUUUGUGGAUGUUUAAAUGAUCCAAUUAGUGGUCUAAUCUUUUCUUUAUCAACUAUUCAAACAUGGAAAUUUAUUAUUGAAAUUCCUUAUUCAGAUGUGUCUGGUGUUGAUAUUCAAGAAAAUUUCAAUCAAAUUUUACCCAUUCUUUCUAUUAUUUCACCAUUAACAUUAGAAGAAGUUACUAAUGAAAAUUAUCAAUUAUUAAUUGAUAAAGAAGAAGAACUUGUAGCAAGAUUUUUAAAAGCAUUUGAAAAUGGAACUAUUGAUCGUAUGAUAACAAUAACAAAAACUGGUCGUGAAAUACCUGUUAGUUUUGAACCAAUAACUAAUAUUAAUGAAUGUCGAACAUAUAUUUAUAAUUGUAUUCAAAAAUAUGCUCCAGAAUUACCAAAAAAAUAA
Rotaria sordida is the source of this 495-nucleotide messenger RNA. Lineage: Eukaryota; Metazoa; Rotifera; Eurotatoria; Philodinida; Philodinidae. The record is from the annotation of a GenBank genome assembly.